Molecule: messenger RNA, 354 nt
Organism: Anopheles merus
Lineage: Eukaryota; Metazoa; Arthropoda; Insecta; Diptera; Culicidae
Product: polyprenol reductase-like
Exons: 1
Coding region: 1-354 (117 amino acids)
Source: RefSeq, a predicted model, not a curated record
AUGCGACCUGGGCACUGUGGGCCCUUUGUGUCAGUUUCAAUUGGUGUUGUUUUCAUUAAUGGCGGUUUGUUUACAUUUCGUUGCGAUAUCAUCAGGUUCCCGUGGUUCGAUAUUCGGUCGAGCUUUCUUUUCGUCAACCUCAUCGUGACGAUCGUGGUGCUCGGUGGACUGUUGGCAACGAUCGAAAACCAUCUGCCCACUGCCAUCCGGCAGACGUUCCGGUAUGACAAGCAUGCACUGAAGGGAUCAUCGGACCGAUUGGAGCCCCUGCUGGAGAUCCUGAAGGUGUGGUUCAUACAUUUCUACGUCUUUGCUGCCCUCUGGUCGGUGGCCGGAUUUGCCGUCAUGAUGUAG